GGACGGACCAAAACAUGUUAAGCUCCCCAUCCACUCCCGCCCCUCCUCCCCUCCUCUCUCCUCCACCGCCACCUCUUCCCCUUCCGAAAUUCCACCACCACCUACUCCUCCUCCCAGUCCGCCGACGCCGCCUCCUCGCCUCCCUCACCGCCCCGCUUCUCCAGCUCCUCCUCGUUUCCCCCUCCCCCGCCCGCGCCCGCGGCCUCUUCCGCAUGCCUCCCGCCCGCCUCGCCAACCGCUACUUCCUGGUGCGCGCCGGGGAAUCGGUCUACGAAACCGCCGGCGUCCUGCGCACCAACCCCGUCGCCAAGACGUCUGUCGACAGCGGCCUCUCGCCCGAGGGCGCGAGGCAGGCCGCGCGGGCUGCCCUCGAGCUCAAGCAAAUGGGGGCAUGCGAGGAUAGCUGCUGGAUUUGGCCCUCCAUCACCCAGCAGUCCUAUCAGGCCGCCGAAAUCAUUGCUUCCGUCAACAGUAUCGAUCGCAGUCGGAUCGUGCCCGAGUACAGCUUUCUUGAUGCUCGAGGACUGGGAGCAUUCGAGGGAAGAAACUUAGGCUCUAUAUCUGAGGUUUAUGAAUCAGAUAGUCUUUCUCCUGAUAAUAAACCCCCUCCGGUUGAUGAUGGAACACCAAAUGAGAGUGUGGCAGAUGUGUUUGUCAGGGUAACACAACUCAUGUCAAUACUCGAAACACAAUAUUCUGGAGAUACUGUAAUUAUUGUUUCGCCAGAUUCAGACAAUCUAUCAGUUCUACAAGCAGGCUUAGUUGGACUUGACUUACGCAGGCACAGUGAUCUGUUAUUUAGCCCUGGUGAGGUCAGGCCCGUGGAUCCAAGUAGCAUACCUGACUACAAGCAACCAGCUUCUGCUGUUUACAAGUGUGCAAACCCUCCAAGUUGUAAAUGACUUUUUUUUAGCUUGUUGGAUAGCUUCAUGUGGCAUCUCAUCCUAAGUUUUUGAACAGCAAAGAUCGACCAAGGACUUUGCAGGCCAAUAAUUGUGGCCAUUUUCCAUUGCAGAUUCAAUCAUCAUCCUGUGCAAGACCAGCCCGUAUGUUCCGAAUAAUUUUCUUACUAUUGAGAGUUCAGUAGCUCAUCUUUAUUUGCUUAACUUCGAGAGUUAAUGUUGUCUUGUUAGACCCACACAAAGCCACCUUCCUCAAUGUUGUGGUGGCAUGCCUUUGGAGAAUAAAAGCCUGUAAAGGGCAUCCAUGGCUUUCCUCCCAUGCAUGUACCCCCUCUUUUGUUUGUUUGCUUCCUACCACUGCAGAGACGUACUUGUUUGCUUGGCUACUGCUCCUGCAAUGAAGUACCUAUUUGUUUCCUUUCUGCAGUCUCUUUCACAACUGUGAUAUAUAUGUGCAGCACAGCUUGUCUUCCCAAGCAGCCCAACUGGACUCGACCUCUUUUGCAGUGAGACCCUGCCUACCUGUCACAUAUUGACAUCUGAAUUGGGUGCAAACUAGCUUUUUAAAGCUCCCAAACACAAUAAUACCAAUCUCUUUAUCUUUCCACACCUGAUUUCCACAAUCUCGCUUUCUGCCCAACACCCCAUAGGUUGAAUAACAUCUUUAAAGCUUCCAAUUUUAGUGACAAGAGACCCAGAGCUCACAUAAUAUGAUCAACUUUGUCUUUGCCAGAAGACAGUCUUUUACUAAGCAUUUAGAUCCCAUAGCUUCGGUUAGUUCUUUCCCCUGUAUCAGAUGAACACGCGAUCGAAUCUUUGCGUGUGGGC
This is a messenger RNA of Musa acuminata subsp. malaccensis (wild Malaysian banana), 1730 nucleotides long. RefSeq lists its product as uncharacterized. The record is from RefSeq and is a predicted model, not a curated record. NCBI's taxonomy places the organism in Eukaryota, Viridiplantae, Streptophyta, Magnoliopsida, Zingiberales, Musaceae.